AUGCCCAGCACGUCCGCUACGGAGAAUAGCGGGCACUGCAUGGCAACGAUGAUGCCCCCGCGGAGUGCAGGUACACCGCCCCCUCUGCAGCACAGCAAUGGCAAGGAGCUGUCGCGGCCGGCAAGGGCGCUGGUGGAGGCACCGGAGUGUUUUGCAAAUGGGCAGUAUUUUGGUCUGCCGUGUACUCUGGGUAACGAGGAUAGCGAUGCCCGCUCUAACAGCGCCGUGAGCAUCUGCAGCGGCGAUAAAUCCGAGGAACUGCGGUGUCGCGCACAGCGCAAUCGCAGGUGGAAAGCAUCGGCGAAUAGCGAUCCGGGGACACGCGACGAGGACGCCGUAUGCCCGGCAGCCGUCUCUUCCGUCUCCUCUUACUACUUCAGCGGACAUAACGUGCUGACGGAGGCCACCCAUGAGUGCGCGGGGGAGCAGAGGUUCAUGGAAAAUCGCGAUGGCAUGGGGAUGUUUCAUUCGCCCAGUAGCCAAGCGAGUGAGCGAGCUGGCGACACGGCGGAGCAGUCUUCUCGGCCGCUCGGUUUGCUGGGAGCCACCUCUCCAUCUGUCGUGCAACCGGCGACGAGGAUGGCGCGGGUCCGUGCAGCAGCGUUGGCGGCCUCUUCGCGAGCAAUGUCGUCGACCGAGCUCGAUGACCCCUAUCACGUUCUCUCCAUGCCCACUGCGGGGACCCUGUACUCAAGCUCGCGCGCCGCAAGCGACCGAGACAGCGUCGACGGCGAAAGUCGUUUCACCGCGCGGAUAUCACAGCAAGACAUGUACUACAUGAACACCUCAACCCUUACGAUGUCUAUAGACGCGCCUGCCAGCCCCUCUACGCGUCAGCAGCGAGACGGCGCCGCUCCACGUGGCGGGUCCGCUUCCAUCGCCUCGUCCUGUGAUCGGGUGUAUGUGCCGGGGAUCUGGGAGUACGGUGAGUGGAUGUUGACGGCGCGGCCAGCGACGAUGGAGACUCUCAGUGGGCAUUCGACCGGCACUAAGACGCUGGCCACCGACCAUGACCGUCGCGCUGCGCAGUUUCCAAGCCCUGCGACCAUUGACGUCACGAUGGAGCCGUCGAGUCAGCCCUCGCCGACCAUGACGGUCUGUUCCCCACGCACGGCACGCCCCACGACAGUGUCGAAUGAACUUCCAGCAGGCACAGCUCUCACCUCUAAGGCGCACAGUGUCCUCUCUGCCCGAGGCUCGCAGCUGCCACGCGGCGCCGCCGAUAACGAUGCGUCCCCGGAGAGGAAGGAGCGGCCGCCAGUGUCGGUGUACAAAAGCGCUGCCGCGACAGCACCACCGCCACCGCUGGGCACCUCCACCACCCCCGACGUGUGUAUCACCAUGAAGGACUUCACGACUGGCAUGAGGAGUCCGACAAGGAAUGUCGUGAAUGACAGCACCGCUGUCAAUGGCGCUGUCCGCCAACGGGUCGAGUCGCGGUCGCACCGCUGCUCCACUGGUUUCGCGGAGACGAUCGCCGCAGGACAACGUCGCCGCGUCUCGGACAGCGGAGCACCGUUUUCUGAUGCCUCAUCGUCGUUGCUGGCAGCAGGCAAUGCUCUCCAGCAGCCACCGCCGCGUCCUUCUUACGCCAACGACGCCGCGAAUUCGGGGGAGAGCAAAAAGCACAUGGCCACCCCUCCCAUCUUGAAUGGCUUCCUGGGUGGACACCAGCCGGCCUUCAUGACAACGGCAUCUUUGAACGCGUCUGCCGCGGCCCUGGUGCCCGAUCACGCCCCUCUCCUUGGCUUUGGUGUGCAUCCUGUUCGCAAGGGCGUCGAUUCACGGUCGUGCGUGCCCUCUCCUGUCGCCUCCCCUGCUUCCACGGCGAUGCCGCUGCUGCUGUCGCCUCAGGCCCUAGCGACCGCAGGGCAGCCUACUUCGACGGCGUGCCCCGCACGCCCGCCAGAGGUCCCACGCGCGCCCGCCCGCGAUAGCGGGGGCGGGAGCCCGGCGCUCCCGCCGUCUCUGGACAACACCGCCACAGAGUGUCCGUCAGACGUAUCGCGUCGGGCCGGAAGCCACAGCACAGCUACCACAGUGGCCGGCGCAACCUCCAGUACCACCAGCACGCUCUCUGAUGACCUCAUCCCGAGCUCCUCUCCAAAGAACGGCUGCGCACAAUCCAGCGACCUGAAGUCACCCGCUAUUGGCCCCCAGCCGCUUUCCGACUCCAACGGCAACACCCUGCUGAUUCUCAGCAGCGGGGUGAGGAAGCCGACUCCCCCAUCGCCGAGAGCAGUCGCGGCUAGUGAGACGAGCAUGUCCGCUGCCGGUGCGCAAAACAGGUCUGACGUGCACGUCGCAACCUCGAAACUCACCGCCGCGACACCGGCUGCCUCGACUUCCACGGCAUCCACCCCCGCGAUGAGUCCCCUCGCCUCCUCGCGCGGCCUCUCCGACGAAGGGGCCGCUUCCCACGCUACCGACACCAUGUGUCGCCCUGCAUUCCAAACAAACAAGCCCGCCCCGCAUCAACUACCAAAGGAGCUUCCGCAGGGCUUGCGCGUGGACGGCCAGACCUCGAAGCCGGUCAAUCCCAUGGCAAUCACCCUUUCUUCACGGCCUGGCGCGGCGCGGAAGGCGACACGACCGCAAGAGGAGGCGAACGGCGGCGGGGCUGUUGCAUCCCGGCGCAGCAGAAAGGACGCGGUUUGUCCCACUCGCUCUGCAUGUGACUGGCGACGGCGCCUGGGCUUCAAGCAGAACAGGGAGAUUGUUUUACCUGACUCCAAGUCGCUGCGGGUGUCCAUGCCGUCGUUGCUCGAGUUUCGCAGCCUGGCCAUGCGCGAACAAGGCAAGGAGAUGAUGCCGUCGACUGAGGAAGUGUCUACGCACCUCAUGACGCGCUGGAACGCGGUGUGUGUGCUGGUUGUCGUCGACGAGGACGCGGUGCGGAAGCCGUGUCUCGUCGUGAGUGGACUCAGCGUGCGUGUGUACGAGGAAGACAAGUCAGUGACGCUGGCGAACAGCAGAAUGGCUCAUGGCAUGAUGCGGGUACUGAAGGGGCGCGGCGGUGCGACUCAUUCUCGUUUUUUGCGCAGUGCCAGCUACGACGUCGACGAGGACUCAGACGACAGUGACGCCUUGGUGGUUGGUAUUCGUGGCGGCGUUGGCUUGAGCAAUCGCGCCACGAGCAGCAGCGGCGGCGGGCUGCCGUCCAACCUGAAGUCCUUUGUUUUGCUGCCAGAUAAGAAGGUACGCCGGAGCCAGUCUGGCAAGGACGAUUCAGCCGACCCCUGCACGGUCGAGUUUGACAACUACCUGCGCAAGUUUGAUGUAGACGAGACGCUCAGCCGCCUCGCUGGCAGGAAGGAGUGUCGCUCCGUGGCGCUGGACCAGCUGGUGCGGACCUGGGUGACGGGGCAUAACACCUGCCUCCUGCUGGGCAACGGCAACGGCCGCAGCACGCAGUCGCUUGACGUGACUGUGGGGGCGGUGGAGAGCGCCAUGGGCAUAUUGCGCGAGCGACUAAAUGACCCGGCCAGUCGUGUCGAGCUGCACAUUUGCAUGGGCGAAGUUGCUGAUGACGAGGAUAACGGUGGAACGAUGGUGCUAGACCUGCUGGCAUCCUCCUCCUCCGACGAGGAUGACGACAGCGACGACGGCGAGCAGGAGAAGGGUGCGAGGUGGCGGCGCAAGGAGGUACCGCGGGCCUCUCAGAGGAGCGGCACAACCCGUCCCCCAGUGCAGCUGGCGCGCAGCCCGCUCUUUGGCACCUUUGUGAAGGGGCUCCGCUCCGUAAAAAUCGACGGCGCCACCACCGCCACGAGUGCCAUUGGCCGCACCUUGACGCUGGGGUUCAUGCGGUUCAACAUGUCCACCCAUUCUUCCCGGAGCAACAGCAUGUCGAACCUGUCCAGUCUUAGCAGCGCCGCACUGAGCAAGGUACGCAUCAGCUUCGCUACACUGCGGCUGAAGACUAUCUGCCGAGGCGCAGACAUGCGCAGCGCGCGACUGAGCGCCCGCGAGAGCGCAACGAGCAAGAAGAAGUUUGGCGGUCAGGUGCGGCACAGCCGCUCCGUGGAGUACCGGGCCGACGUGCUUGUGUCCUCGCUUCUGCUCGUCUACUUCGGCACCGAGUACAUGGUGCUCGACACCCUCGUGCAGCGCAGCCAGGCGUACCGCGCGACAGCGCGCGAGGAAGAUGAAGGUAUCGUGCAUCCGAACGCACCGAUGCGGGAUCAGAAACCUGAUUUCCAUCCCGCCAGCUGGCCGAACGCAGUCGGGUUUCUUCAGUCACUUCUGUGUGACGCGCUGGGGGGCCGCACCCGCACGAUGGCGUGCCUCUGCUUGUCUGAGUACGACACGCGCGCCACCCUAUGGCUCCGAGCGGUGAGCCGAGCGAGACGCAUCACAAACAUGACACCGAACUGCGGAAACGUGCGCAACUACCUGCUCUACCUCCUGGAGCAGUACGAAAACCUGGCAGCACUGCAAAACCGUCGAAAGCAGGAUGCGCGGCUGUUUCUACCGGCACUGGGCACUCAGGCCAACUCUAAGCACCACAAGCGCGGCCGCCUCUCCGCUGUAUCUUCGAGCAAGGAGUUCGACCAAUGGUCGGUCUACUGCAUCGAGAAGAUGAUCGCUGAGCUCGACGCGUUCGUGGCCACCCCGACAGGCAACACGCCUUCGCUUGAGCGGCUGGAAAUCGCGAACGAGAUCAGUGCAACUACGCAGUCGGGUCCCCUUUCAAGUCAUCCCCUGGCCUUCUUUUCGAGGAACUCCUGA
Molecule: messenger RNA, 4731 nt
Organism: Leishmania major strain Friedlin
Lineage: Eukaryota; Euglenozoa; Kinetoplastea; Trypanosomatida; Trypanosomatidae
Exons: 1
Coding region: 1-4731 (1576 amino acids)
Source: RefSeq, a predicted model, not a curated record